Molecule: messenger RNA, 349 nt
Organism: Bombyx mandarina (wild silkworm)
Lineage: Eukaryota; Metazoa; Arthropoda; Insecta; Lepidoptera; Bombycidae
Source: RefSeq, a predicted model, not a curated record
AUGUUUGUGCGUUUUGCGGCGUGCUGCUUUUUAUUCUUCGUAGUCGCGGUGGCCGUCGAUGAAAAGUCGUCAAGACAAAAAAGAUGUAUCGUGGUUCAGAGGCAGUCCGGCCCAGGGGGCGGGGGGACCGCUGACGCAGAAGAGGUCGCCGACGAGGACGACUACCGCAGACCCGGCUCCAAGAAUCCGAGGCUCAGCAAGCUCACGAACAAACGGAAUCCAGAUUUUGACAUAGAGUUCGUUCCGGAGUUCUUAAAGAAACAGGCGAUGUCUUUAAGGAACAACGACUUCUCGUUCAAGAAGGCUCUGAAGCGACAUUUUAACAUUUAAAAUAAAUAAUUGAACAACU